Verruconis gallopava is the source of this 827-nucleotide messenger RNA. RefSeq lists its product as uncharacterized. The coding region runs from base 72 to 380 and encodes 102 amino acids. Gene Ontology annotation, biological process: ubiquitin-dependent protein catabolic process. Gene Ontology annotation, cellular component: elongin complex. The record is from RefSeq and is a predicted model, not a curated record. Gene Ontology annotation, molecular function: protein-macromolecule adaptor activity. Lineage: Eukaryota; Fungi; Ascomycota; Dothideomycetes; Venturiales; Sympoventuriaceae. The transcript has 4 exons.
CCGAAAUUUCAAGAACGUCGAAUGUUGGCGACUCGAAGUCGCAGGCAAUAACACAUGCCUCUAUCGAUAAAAUGUCAGAAAAGAAAGUGUCGGAGUACGUGACGCUUGUCUCAUGCGAUGGCUUUGAAUUUAUCAUCCGCCGCUCUGCUGCUUGCAUUGCCAAAACUUUGAAUCGAAUGUUGGACCCCGCAAAUGGAUUCCAAGAGUCGAUAGAGAAUCGAUGCUACCUUGAGUCAAUCAGCGGAGUUUGCCUCGAGAAAGUAUGCGAGUACCUCUACUACCACGAAAAGAACAAAGAUGCACGAGACGUGCCAGACAUGGAGAUCCCUCCCGAGAUAUGCCUUGAGCUAUUGGUGGCGGCAGAUUUUCUUGACGUAUGAAAUAUCAAAGUGUAAAUCCUUGGCCUAAGAAGUGUGUAUGAAAGACUCACGUAAUGACAUGAGACCCUUAUAACGGUAUUGCGGACAUAGAGUAUCUUUAAGAUCAUUCGAGGGGGUUAACUUCGUCGUCAUAGUCGUCUGUUCUGUGGCCGACGGAAAGACAAAACGAAAAGAAUAAAAAGCUGGACAUGUGCUUACUCAUAACAGUGUAUAUUUCGCUGGCGAACGCAUCACGCAGCAUCCUGACCGAUUUCACACACCACCGGAAUACGGUCAUCUAAAGCUGAUGCAAUAUAGAUGUCUUCUUCUGCUCUAUUCAGUCGGUCUACGCCUUGCCCCACGGAGACUGUCUUUAUUCCAGGCAGACACAUCUACAACUUUGCAGGCUGCGAGUUGCCCUGCUUGGGCAGUCUAGUCAUUCCCAAUUUCUUGAAGCCUUCUUCGUAU